GCCAGUUGCUAUAAUUAUAAUUCACAAGACUUUACUGCCGGAGAAACCCCACACCACAUCGUCGGUGGAGGGUUUUUUCAAGGUACAAUCCUCAUGAGCGGUGUGAUGGUUGUACCCUCUCAUUCAAUAAAUUCUCUCCUUCCUUCAUUAAAAACCAGACACCGCACUGUUUAGGAAUCCAACCACCCAAUACAACUCCACCCCCACCCCCACCCCACAACAAGCUUCUCUUGUUUUUCUUCAACUGUUGAUUCAUCAAGAAAACUGAAAAAAGUAGGUGAUUAUCAUUAUUGUUGGUAGCCCACUAAGCAGAAAUGAAAGAUGAAGAAGCCCAGAGGAUCCAAACAACUCCUAGCAGCAGCAGUACUAGUACAGCUUCAGCACCAAGUUUCAGUGUCAAGAAAGAUGGCUCUGGCUUUGAGGGACUGUUUGGCAGAGGCAAGUACAAGUUGUGGGCUUUGGCUGCCAUAACUCUGUUGGCCCUUUGGUCCAUGUACACUGGCUCUGUCACUCUUAAAUGGUCUGCUGAUAAUCUUACAAACUCCUCAGAUGACUUGGACCACUCCAUCCAUGGUGAUCUUGAUGUUCUGGAUGUAGAUGAAAGGGUAAAGAUGGUGACGCAAAUGUGGAAUGUGUACAAGCAUAGCAGUAUUGCUAGGCUGCCAAGAUUCUGGCGAGAUGCAUUUGGGGCAGCAUAUCAAGAACUGACCAGUGACGUUGCCAGUGUGCGGAACGCUGCCCUUCUGGAGAUUGCCAAGAUGUCCUUCCGGUCUACCGACGUAUACGACCCACCUCCGGUGGAGUCGACUGCUAGAACAUCGGAAGGGGAAGUUCGACCAAGAAUCCAGGUUGUGAAGACAAGAAAGCAGAAAUGACUAUUGCCAGAGCAACGGCAGAAUAAUGCAGUCUCAGAUUUAAUGUAAGUUUGCAUGAAACGAUUACAGUCUCCGCCAUAGACUCAGCUAGUCUACUGUUAUACGGUACCGCCUUUGCAUCCUCAUCACAAAGUGAUGAGAUGCACUCCAAGUUCCUUUUCCAGGUUAUAUUACUACAUGCAUACUAAAGUGUGGCAAAAUUGGGAGAGUAGUUGUAAUAAAUGAUCAUCUCCUUGCAAUACAAAAGCUUCUUCUUGUUCUUCA
This is a messenger RNA of Sesamum indicum (sesame), 1139 nucleotides long. RefSeq lists its product as uncharacterized. NCBI's taxonomy places the organism in Eukaryota, Viridiplantae, Streptophyta, Magnoliopsida, Lamiales, Pedaliaceae. The record is from RefSeq and is a predicted model, not a curated record.